GGUUUUGCUACUGAUCGGGAAUACGCUGAUCGCGUUGGUAUUACGGAAGCAGAUUUGGAUCUAGAAGCCUGGGAAGGGGAUGAUGAAAUGGAUGAUGGCUUUCUGUUAGCUGAUGAACGUGGUUGGUCAGUGGAGCAGAUGUUCCAGGCAAAUGAUGUUCUCGGCGUGAAAAGCACUUUUGAUGAGAACAUGGGCCAGUAUGCAACGGCUGCAGUUCAAGGCAGUGCGGAAGAUCUCAAACGCGCGGAACGAAUUGCACAGGAAAUCAGCAGUUCUGUGGCAAGCAAAGCGCGGGCGCAGCUGGAAAAUGAUGAUGAGGAGCGUGAUUUGGACAAAGAAACUCUGGAGCCGUUUCAGGUGCGUAUCAGAAUAUUCAUUCCGUUUCGCAACGGUGUUAUUGGACUACCUGAGUUUGCUAGUAAUCCUAACUUUCAGCUUUUUCGCCAGGAAAUAGCAGAUCCCACGUUUUAUAUUUCAGUUUACGAGGCAGCAUAUAUGAAACAAAAACAUCAGGUGUUCGAACGACACCGCUGCAGAACGGAAUGGGUAUUGUGA
Gongylonema pulchrum is the source of this 555-nucleotide messenger RNA. NCBI's taxonomy places the organism in Eukaryota, Metazoa, Nematoda, Chromadorea, Rhabditida, Gongylonematidae. The record is from the annotation of a GenBank genome assembly.